Messenger RNA from Camellia sinensis, 888 nucleotides. The record is from RefSeq and is a predicted model, not a curated record. NCBI's taxonomy places the organism in Eukaryota, Viridiplantae, Streptophyta, Magnoliopsida, Ericales, Theaceae.
AUGUGUCUUGGGUUGCUAGCAGUGUGGGCAACUUUGUGGAAACGCCAUAUCGUGAAUAUGGAUUUAUGUGCAGGGUGUGGAGUUGAGGCUGAAACCGUGGGCCAUUGUUUUCACAACUGCUGGUUUGCAAUGCACGUUUGGAUGUCAAGCUCGAUCUUUAUGGUUAUCAAUUCUACGCCUGUUACCAAUUGCUUUGAAUGGGUGUGCAAUCUUAUGGCCAAGUAUGAUCUGGAGCAGAUGAAUUUAUUUAUUACUAUAUGUUGGUGCUUAUGGAAUCAGAGGAACUCAAUUAUUUUUGAAAAUAAGUCAAGGACUGUGGCUGAGGUUGUGUCUUUUGCAGAGAAGUACGUAACAGAGUAUGAUCAAGCUCAACAAUGUAGCCAAAUUCCAGAGUCUCAGGUGCGGCUGCGCAGGUGGGUUGUGCCAAGUGAGGGUGUCUUUAAACUAAAUUUUGAUGGCUCAGUUCGGAAGGCCCAAGCUGCUGCUGGUAUUGGAAUUAUUGUUCGGGACAAUAAUGGGCCAGUUAUUGCUUCUAUGGAUGUGCGAAUUCAUUAUUUGGAGGAUGUUGAUUGUGUGGAAGCAUUGGGUGCGGUAAAAGCGCUUCAAUUGGGAUGUGCUUUGGGAUUGGGUCAUAUUCAGCUUAAAGGUGAUUCUCUAAAUGUGGUGUCUGCAAUCCAAGGCAAGGUGGAUAACUUAUCUUGUUAUGGUCAUUUGGUGGGGGUGACUCAGGCGCAACUAUUGCAUUUCCGUUUUUCAUCGGUUUCACAUGUUUAUAGAGAAGGCAAUUUGGUUGCUCAUUGUUUAAGUAAGUUAGCCUUUAAUUUUUGUUUCACCACGAGUUUGGAUAGAGGAGGUUCCUCCUUCUUUAAUGGCGUUGGUGGUUUUUGA